AGAAGUGCAGUGUCGGGCAAUUCGCGAUUCAGGCUCACAAGUUAAUUUUGUGACUGAACGAUUGGUUAAACGUCUUGUCAUCUUAACUAAACCAUCAUCAAUCUCCAUUAGUGGCAUCGGGUCAAGGAGCACUAAGAUACAGCAUCGAGUCAAUGUGGCGCUACAGUCUCGGAUCAACAACUUUACAACGCGGCUAGAGGCAGCGGUAUUGCCUCAGAUUAUAUCCCCGCAGCCUUCGCAAGAAAUCAAGAUCGACGAAUGGAAAAUUCCUGUGAACAUCAUGUUAGCCGAUCCAUCAUUCAAUCGUCCUGACAAAAUUGAUAUAUUGUUGGGGGCGGAAUUCUACAACCAACUGAUGGCAGCAGGGCAAAUCAAACUGUCAGAUGACCUACCCAUUCUGCAAAAUACAGUGCUGGGAUGGAUCAUCGCGGGAAAAGUUGGUGGCAACUACAUCUCAAAUGCAAUAUGUGGAAUCUGUUCCAACGAUGACAUCAACUUAGAUGCAGCCAUUGCUCGAGUAUGGGAACUUGAGGAUGUUCCAACUGUAAGAAAACAACAUUCCUUAGCAAAAAACAGUGCGAAGCUCAUUUCGCACAACAUACACUCAUCAAUGAAAAUGGGAGAUUCAUGGUAAGGCUACCAUUUCAUGAAAAUCCGGAGGCCUUAGGGGAAUCCUAUGGGAUGGCGUAUAAUCGAUUCCUGGCCUUAGAACGUCGACUGGCAAAAUCGCUCCAGACAAAGAAUCAAUAUGUACAAUUUAUGGAGGAAUAUGAGAACUUGGGGCACAUGACGCAAGUGGAUAUUGAUUCCAUCAGUAAACCUAUGUACUUCAUUCCUCACCAUUGCAUUGUGAGACCCGAAAGCCGCACUACAAAAUUACGUGUGGUGUUCGACGCAUCAGCAAAAUCGUCCACUGGCAUGUCUUUGAAUGACCUCAUGUAUACCGGACCCACUGUUCAGAGCGAGCUUUUCACCAUUUUACUUCGCUUCCGUUUGCCCAGGUUCGUCUUCACCACAGAUGUAGAAAAAAUGUAUCGACAGAUGCUCAUUCAACCGGACGAACGCAAAUUCCAACUUAUCAUCUGGCGAAAGGAUUCAAGCCUAUCAAUAAAGCAUUAUCAGCUAAAUACAAUCACAUAUGGGACAAGAUCUGCUCCAUAUUUAGCCACCAAAUGUUUUCAGAAAAUUGCAAAAGAAAAUGCAUUACAAAAUCCUCUUGGUGCUCAGUUUCUACAGGACAAUUUUUAUGUAGAUGACGGAAUUGGUGGGCCAGACAGCUUAACCACGACGAUGGAAAUCCAACAGCAACUGAUACACAUCUUAAAACAACGUGGUCUUAACCUAAGAAAAUGGUGCGCCAAUCACUCACAAUUACUGCAAAAUGUUAGCAGGGAGGAACAAGAAGUUGACAUAGACUUUGACAAUGACAUCAAUCAAACUAUUAAAACGUUGGGGUUAACAUGGAUGCCUAAGAUGGAUCGAUUCUGCGUAAAGGUAUGCCUAGGAAGCUGCAGUCUUGCAACUAAACACUCAGUCAGCGCCGAUCUUGCAAGGCUCUUCGAUCCGUUGGGGAUACUAGCACCAAUUGUAGUCAUGGCAAAAAUGUUUAUUCAAGAUCUCUGGCAACUGAAGCUGACAUGGGAUGAAGCAUUACCAGCCGAUUUGAAUGAGAGAUGGACAACAUUUCGAAAUGAUUUGCAAAAAUUGGACAACUUGCAAGUUUCACGGCACGUGUUUGAAGGAUACAUCCCAGCAAAAAUUCAAAUUCAUGUCUUCUCCGACGCAUCAGAAAAGGCAUAUGGUGCUGCGAUUUACAUUAGAUCCGAGCUGGAUGAGGGACGAGUACAAGUUAGGCUGCUCUGUGCAAAAUCACGUGUGGCACCCUUGAAAUGGCAAACUAUUCUUCGGCUUGAGCUCUGUGCAUCAGUACUGGGUGCUCAACUAACUACAAGGGUCAAAUCAGACCUUAAGCUAGACGAUGUGGCUACAUACUUUUGGACUGAUUCACAAAUCGUGUUGGCAUGGAUUAACUCAUCCUCAGCAUCAUACCAAACAUUUGUGGCAAACCGUAUAGCUGUUAUUAAUGAGCACACUACCGCUGAACAAUGGCGGCAUAUAAGCUCAAAAGACAACCCAGCUGACAUUCUAUCACGAGGACUGCCGCCGGGGAGACUAGAAACAUGCAAUAUGUGGUUUUAUGGGCAAACAAUCUUGCUUGGUAAAGAAGACACUUGGCGUUCAAAGUAUUCCAAGGCAUUAUCAGUAAUCGACGAAGGUAUCAACAUGGAACGGAAAGGGGUGACAUCAGUCGCUGUUGCAACCACUGGACAUGAAGGAAGCGUACUUUAUAGCAUUCGACACAAUGGCUCUUUCAAAACAUUACAAAGAGUGACAGGCUACAUGCUGAGAUUUAUCAACCAGGCCAGAAACCAAUCGCGGGAGUCAGACAUUCCCUUGACCGUACACGAAUUGGAAAAAGCGCUUGUGGUAAUCGUUCAUACAAUGCAGCAAUCGGACUUUGAGGAAGAGCUUCAGCACCUUAAAAAAUACAACGAAGUACGCAAAAACAGUUCUUUCCGCAGCCUGUCACCGUUUCUGGACAAUAAUAGUAUCAUCCGAGUUGGAGGGCGUCUACAAGCAUCAGAACUUGCAUACGAUGCCAAACACCCUAUGCUAAUUCCACAUAACAAUUCACUCGCCAAAUUAUUAGUACAAAUGAUCCAUAAAGAAAACCGUCAUUGUGGACCUCAAGCGCUCUUAGCUUACACAAGGCAAAGGCCUAUAAAGGGAAAAUUGCUGACCCGAUCAAUUGUGCUCAACUGUGUAAGAUGCACCAAAGCUAAGCCAAAACUAAUGAGUCAAAUUAUGGGGAAUUUGCCUUCAACAAGAGUAACUCCAGCAAGACCAUUCAUCAACUCAGGCGUGGACUUCUGCGGGCCAUUUUGGGUUCACUUCAAGAUAAGGGGAAAGAAACCACAAAAGGCCUAUGUAGCGGUAUUUUGCUGUUUUGCCACAAAAGCAGUGCAUUUGGAAUUAGUUAGCGACUUGACGACGGAUGCAUUAUUUGGUGCCUUAAAACGAUUUAUAAGCCGAAGAGGACAUUGUCAAAAUGUAUAUUGUGACAACGCAACCAAUUUUGUAGGCGCGAAAAACCAGCUUUCUGAACUUACUGACGUUGUUUAUGGAAAUUCAUCACGAGAAUCAAUAGUAAAGCAGUGCAGCGGAAAGGGAAUAACAUUUCAUUUUAUACCUCCUAGGACUCCACAUUUUGGCGGUUUAUGGGAAGCAGCGGUAAAAUCAGCAUCUACUAAUAAGAAGCACCUCGCACCAGCGUCCUUAGCGUAUGAAGAAUUGGACACGAUAAUCAUCGAGGUGGAAGGAAUCCUAAAUUCCAGACCAAUCAGCCCAAUGACUCCACAUUUUGGCGGUUUAUGGGAAGCAGCGGUAAAAUCAGCUAAGCAUCUACUAAUAAGAAGCACCUCGACAGCGUCCUUAACGUAUGAAGAAUUGGACACGGUAAUCAUCGAGGUGGAAGGAAUCCUAAAUUCCAGACCAAUCAGCCCAAUGUCCGACAAUCCUAACGAUCUAACAGCUUUAACACUAGGCCACUUCCUCAUAGGAGAACCCCUUAAUGCCCAAGUUGAUCCAACGUCACAUCUUGAACAAACUGAAAAAGAGUUGCAGCUAGAUUACGCAAUAGUAGAAUCUAAUCGGCGUAAACGAGGUGCCAUUGAUGCAGUUGGAAAUAUCGCUCAUUCUUUGUUUGGAGUACUGGACGCAGAAUAUGCAGAACAAAUGUCCAAAACAAUCACACACGUUAAGGAAAAUGAACUACAUCUGCUGCACCUGAUCAGAAAUCAAACAUCCAUUGUGGACUCAACCAUCAACAUUUUGAAGCAGGAUCAAAAAGCGGUCAAGAGGAAGUUCGACAUCAUUGAUCAACAA
This is a messenger RNA of Rhagoletis zephyria (snowberry fruit fly), 3945 nucleotides long. RefSeq lists its product as uncharacterized. The record is from RefSeq and is a predicted model, not a curated record. Gene Ontology annotation, molecular function: nucleic acid binding. NCBI's taxonomy places the organism in Eukaryota, Metazoa, Arthropoda, Insecta, Diptera, Tephritidae.